AUGCAAUUUUUCCAACCAGUUGCUCAGAAGAAUGCAAGUUGCGCGGAUCCCGCAGAGAGGCUUUGGCCCGCCAUCUUUGUGAGUUCGCCCCGUAGCUCCGGAGCCCGAGAUCCAAUAGCAAUGAAAUUAAUAUGGGACCACGUGGGACCAAUAGCAAUGAAAUUAAUAUGGGACCACGUGGGACCAAUAGCAAUAUGGGACCACGUGGGACCAAUAGCAAUGAAAUUAAUAUGGGACCACGUGGGACCAAUAGCAAUGAAAUUAAUAUGGGACCACGUGGGACCAAUAGCAAUGAAAUUAAUAUGGGACCACGUCAUCAUCAUCCUCCUGCCCUUCCACCUUUGCCACCUAAGUCGGAUGAAGGUGGAAGGCACCUUAGAAAUGGUGCUAUCGAGUCAUCUUGUUUUUUCCAGGAACUCAAUUAACGUCACGGAAACA
Messenger RNA from Iphiclides podalirius (scarce swallowtail), 438 nucleotides. The record is from the annotation of a GenBank genome assembly. Lineage: Eukaryota; Metazoa; Arthropoda; Insecta; Lepidoptera; Papilionidae.